Molecule: messenger RNA, 1751 nt
Organism: Trichoderma asperellum CBS 433.97
Lineage: Eukaryota; Fungi; Ascomycota; Sordariomycetes; Hypocreales; Hypocreaceae
Biological process (GO): mRNA cis splicing, via spliceosome
Cellular component (GO): cytoplasm; spliceosomal complex
Molecular function (GO): protein binding
Source: RefSeq, a predicted model, not a curated record
CGGGAUACGUAACGAUCUUCAACCUCAACCCGUGGCUCUGCCGUCUUUCUCCCCGACAACUUCACACGCGCGCCCUCCGCCUUUGCGCCAUCAGCAUUUAUCGUCUCGGAACAAUGGAUCCCGGGCGACGAGCCAUGAUUGCAGACUCGAGAUCGUCGUCGUCUGGCCGUCGAGAGCCCACAGCACCGCGACCUGAUUCAAACAACCGGGUGUCCAAAUCGAGCCGACAGGGCCCGUCGACAACCGCGCGCAAUGCUGCCAAAUACCUGACGCAAGAUGAACAAUCGCGACAGUUUGUAGCCGAUGAGGACAAAUUCGUGCUGAAGCAAGCCAAGAAGAAGGCCGACAUUCGAGUGCGCGAAGGGCGGGCGAAGCCCAUCGACAUCCUGGCUUUCAACUUGCGCUAUGUCGACGCCGAUCGCGAUGUCUUCGAUGAUGACGAUGCCGACGACGAGAUCGAAGUGGCUCCACCUACAAAAGUCAUACAAGAUCUAUCCUCUGCUGCGCAGAUAUCGGAGCUCGACUCGAAUAUUGUGUCUUACCAUGUUCUGGAGACAGAUUCACGGAAUCGUCGGUACUGGGAGGCUUUGCGGACACUAUGUGCGGAUCGAAGGGCCAAACUCGACCCGCAGGGGCACGAAGGGAGAGUCGUGAGCAGUGUUGCGGACGACAUAGACAGGAUCUUGGCACCAAAAACAUUCGAUGAGCUUGAGGCCCUGGAGAAGCAGAUCAAGGCCAAGCUGAAGUCAAACGAAGACAUCGAUACCGACUACUGGGAGCAAUUGCUUCGCAGCCUCAGGGUAUGGAAGGCCAAGGCCACACUCGCUCGGAUAGCGGAAGACAUCGACGCAAAGAAGAAGGAGCGGCUUGCAAAGCGGGAGCCGCGCCUAAAGGAGCCCUCUAGAGACAGCGGCCUACCCGCUAGCAGCAGCCAUAAUUCAGGUGGCUCCUUGGCGUCAACAAACAAAGUGGAUGCUUAUGAAACCGGAAAUGCGGACGACUCUCAAGCCACAAUGGCACUAUACGACAGAGAGGCGGCGCGCGGGGUGUCUGAAAAUGAGGAAGUAUUUGCGGCUGAGGAAGCCCUGCCUAGUGGCACGAAACCCCCGCAGUGGACAGAACAGUAUCAGGCUCGCAAGCCUAGGUACUUCAAUCGUGUACAGAUGGGCUAUGAGUGGAACAAAUAUAACCAGACGCACUACGACCAUGACAAUCCUCCACCUAAAGUGGUGCAGGGAUACAAGUUCAACAUCUUCUACCCCGACUUGAUAGACAAAACCAAAGCACCCACCUUUAAGAUCAUCCGCGAGCAUGGCAGAAGGCGAGGAGAGUCGUUUGCUGCAGCCGGCGAGGUGGACACUUGUCUCAUCCGCUUCAUCGCGGGACCUCCGUAUGAGGAUAUUGCGUUCCGUAUAGUUGAUCGCGAGUGGGAUUAUAGCGCCAAGAGGGAGCGUGGCUUCAGAAGCUCAUUUGAUAAGGGAAUUUUACAGUUGCAUUUUCAGUUCAAAAAGAUAUUCUACAGAAAGUAAACAGCUACUUGAGGAAUGGCAGGCGUAUGGUCUACCUUCGCGCAGUGAUCGCCUAUCCUUGGAUCACAACAGUAUAUAUGAUGUCGGGUAGACGGUCUUUUGGCGUGCCAAGGCGAUUACAAAAGGAGAAGAGAAACACAUAAAGAGCAGGACGCAAAGUAUGCUUAAUGAUACUACUAUUACGAAUCCUUCAACCCCCUAAUGAAGGAGAAACAAGGCUAG